AUGCAAUGGACUGGAGGGGUAUAUGCUCGCAUGGCAGAAGUAAGGAAUGGAAUAACGAAUGCGAUAGUAGCAGGUCUGAUUGGUGUGAUGCAAUGGACCGGAGGGGUAUAUGCUCGCAUGGCAGAAGUAAGGAGUGAAACAACGACUGAAAAGUACACUGUGGAAUCAGAAGGAGCCAUGAGAACAUUGCUUGUUGCUCGUGGUUACCUCUACUCAAUUGAUGUCCGACGGUUUCAUUAUGGAGGUAAAAAGUCUACUAUAGCGUGUGGUGCUACCCGCUUUGGUCAGCAUGAAAUUGUUGCAUUUCUUUCAUACACUACGGAUUGCGGCGUCUUGUUGACUCUUACUGAGGAUCGUAUCCUCAAUGGCACCAAAAUGGGAUCGGCAUUCGGUUACGCGGUCGAAAAUGCUGAUUUGAACAACGAUGGCUUAGGUGACACCUGGUUAUCGGUGCGCCAUUCGAGCAACGCUUCAAUUCUGAUCGCCAUUUUGGAAGAGUUGCCCAUGUUCACUACUCGCAGAGUGAUGAGCGAAAUAAGUCUUGGCGACAGUAAACUAGAUCAUGUCGUGGAGACAAGGAUGAUUUUAACGGAAUGGUAUAAUUUGGAUAACUUACUACUGGGACUAGAAAGGAUGUGUUUGAGCUUGUUGAAAAAGUGUGCAAUGGCAGUAGUUCAUGAACUCUCGGAUAGUGACAUAAUGGAGGUGAGGGUGGACAUGGCUGCCACUUCAUCGGCGGCUAGUGAAUAUCCUCUGUCAUACUGCCCUAUUUGUGAUGAGGGCCUGAGGGAUCAUAUGAGCCUCGCUCGUCGUUGUGACGACAGGCAUAGCGAUGUGUGGUUGGAUGAACAGUGUGAGAGGUCUGGAACCACAUUUUACAAACGAUCAAGCUACGAUGGAGGAAAAAGUUACAGCCUAAGAUGUAACCGCGCCGGAGCUUACAAGAAGAAGACGUGCACAAGGGCCACAAGUAGCAAGAAAGACGUCUCUAGCUGCUCCUGUUUUAUCAACGUCCACGCCAAAGAAGAUCACGUAGAGGUUCAAGGCUGCUUCGGCCACAUCGGGCACGACGUUGAGCCCGCGUUAGUGCGGUUGACUCACAAGCAGGAACAAAUUUUUUAGGG
Molecule: messenger RNA, 1124 nt
Organism: Cylicostephanus goldi
Lineage: Eukaryota; Metazoa; Nematoda; Chromadorea; Rhabditida; Strongylidae
Source: the annotation of a GenBank genome assembly